AUGAGCGAAUACACUGAAGAGUAUUUGUCGAACAUGACGACAUCCCUGUGCACGGCAAUUCAAACGUCUACCGAGAACUUACCUAAAGAACUCCGCGAGAAAUUGCAGUCCUUCCCCCGGAACAUCCGCAAGAAGGUGGCGGCGACUACGAAGGACGGUUUCACAGCCCUAGCCAAGGCGUGUGUAGUUGGGAACGCUACAAUAGUGAAAUACCUGAAAAAGGUGUGCGAUGUCAACAUCGAACAGAAAAGCGCAGAUCCGCUCGGCUUGGACUCCCAGACGAACAGCUAUACCCCUCUGGGUUGGGCUUGUAAAUCCGGGCACUCGGAAGUCCUCAAAUAUCUCAUCCAUCUUGGUGCAGAUGUGGAUGGUCCAUCCGAUUGCGGUUCAACGCCAGUACUAAUUGCUUGUAUCCAGAAGGAUGACGAUAUGGUUCGGUAUUUGAUGAAGAAAGGGGCGGACCUUCGGAAACCAAACAACAACGGUGAGACCUGUUUCUUCACAUGGAUAAAAUGGUGUUUACUUGAAUUCAACAAAAGUAAACUGAAAACAGCCCUACUGCUGUUGGACCACGGAGCUGACCCAUUCGCAUCGUGUAACGGAGAUGAUGCUCUCCAGUUUGUGGUCAAAAAAGGAAAUCACAAGAUGGUGCUUUUUCUCAUUCACCAUGUCAGUUAUACACCAGAAAGGAUGGCUGAUGCGUUCGAGCUGCUUGGAGCAGCAAUAUACAUGAAGUUCGCCAAUCAAUCGUUGGCAGUUCGCUUCUGGCGCGAUGCUCUUGACAUUCGGAUGUUCGGGGACAAUUACAUUAUAAAACUGCCGGAGAAUCCACCGCAAGCCAUCUAUGGAAACGCCAAUGAAUUCAAUACCAAUGCUGAACUGGAUGAAAUAGCCGUUGAUCUCGAUGCAAUCGGUAUUCAGAGUUUGUUGAUCUACGAGAGAAUAUUGGGAAUCGACGAUAAAGAGACUGUGGUAAACAUGAUAUGUCUGGGCUAUUACUACCAGCAAACGAACCGGAAUCAAAUGUGUAUGGAUCUAUGGGUGCGGGUGCUGCAAAGACACGUUCAAAAAUACACCAUGUCGUGCUUCAAAACCUUGUAUAUCUUGCAGAGAAUAUUGGGAUUUAUGUUGGAUUCGGUACAUGCGAGAGAUACGAUUCCACCGCAAUUUGAAGAUGUUUGGACCGUAUUCAAGCUGCUCGCAUCGAGUGUCAUCAAGAAUCGGCAGCUAGUCAACACCAAAGAGCAGCAGAUAAACGUGGAUUGUAUGGUCCAUUACCUAGCGUAUCUAAUCGAUGUCCUGCUCUGUGUAGCUAAAAGCGGCGAAGAACGUGAGAUGAUCAAGAAAUUCGUUCGACCACUGGUCUCCAAGGAUGUCCGUUGCCCGAAAACCGGGCAAACACUGUUGCAUCUGUCCGUUCAGCCUGGAGGUCACAGGUAUGAUGUGAAAGGACCUGGCUUUAGGUGGGUUUUUCAAGCUGGAAGCGUGACGAAGCUCUUGCUAGAGUGCGGAGCCCAUAUAGAUUCACCGGACUCGACAGGCACCCGGCCGUCGGAGCUGCUCGUGAAAAAUCCACGCAACAACAUUCCCGUUUACAAUUUUAUCUCCCUCAAAUGCUUCUGCGCGAACACGAUCGUUAAGAAUGAAAUACCCUAUGCAGGUAUAGUGUCCCGCGUCAUGGAGGAUUUUGUCCGAAAACACGAAUGA
Messenger RNA from Toxorhynchites rutilus septentrionalis, 1707 nucleotides. Its product is annotated as protein fem-1 homolog A-like. Bases 1 to 1707 code for a protein of 568 amino acids. NCBI's taxonomy places the organism in Eukaryota, Metazoa, Arthropoda, Insecta, Diptera, Culicidae. Gene Ontology annotation, cellular component: cytoplasm; nucleus. The record is from RefSeq and is a predicted model, not a curated record. Gene Ontology annotation, molecular function: protein binding. The transcript has a single exon.